Messenger RNA from Suillus bovinus, 1354 nucleotides. RefSeq lists its product as uncharacterized. Bases 221 to 931 code for a protein of 236 amino acids. The transcript is spliced from 2 exons. The record is from RefSeq and is a predicted model, not a curated record. NCBI's taxonomy places the organism in Eukaryota, Fungi, Basidiomycota, Agaricomycetes, Boletales, Suillaceae.
CUUCCAACGUUACGUUGAACUGCCACAGGUAUGAGUUAGAGAACGACAACCCAAUAUACAGUCACCCUGGGGCCCAAAACAGGAAUGUAUAAAACCACGCAAAGGCUGGCGGGUAUACGACUUCCCGUGUCAACCAGAAACUGCAAGGGAAAUUUUCAGUAUUCAGACUGAAGCUUCCUUCACAUAUGUAAGGUUAUAUUUCGUGAACUCGAGACGAAACAUGACUUUAUUACCUUUAAGGUCCAGACCGACACUACUGCAAUCGUAUCUCGAAUGCCUUGACCGACACAGCGAAAGGAUGAUGAACACUUACAGGGAAAUGCUGGAGAUCCGUGCCUGCAUUACAGAACUUCUUUCCAGCGACCGAUCAGACGUCAUCGAGGGUACAUUGGAUGGCACCGUUGACAUCCAAGCGAUGGUCCAUGAGCCUCAGACCAUUGCUCCAAGUGCGCUCGAUGAGAUUAAUGCUAUUGCAUGGCCAUCAAAUCUCCCCACCCUCUUUCCAGAGCCAUUAGCAUUCUAUGACCAGCUCUCGGACAAUCCUUUAGUAUCUGUCGGGAUCACUGGGUUAGAGGGUGUAGCUCCUCCCCUCAGUCAUAUACGAUCAGACGUAUUGCCCUGGAGCUCUUCCAGUUCUGACGGCUAUAAUACGGGGGUACACAACAUCAUGCCUCAGCAUGGCAUGUACUCCGAGAGGCAGACCCUAUCGAGUUCUUCAACCAGACGCGACGAACCCUGUAUUAUGCAGGACAAAGUACAGUGCACUCGGCCUGGGUGCUCGAGUGUCGUCAACAAGAAUUGCCUCACUCGUCAUAUCAACGAGGUGCAUGAGCGGAAGGUUAAGGCUCGAUGUGCUGGCUGUGGAAAAGGGUUCGCACGUCCGUACAUGUUGGAGGACCAUAUCCGUCGAGCCAAAUGCGAAAAUCCCUAGAUUUUUUUUAUGAAGAUUCUUCAUUCAAUAUGAUCAUGCGUGCAUACGCACGCCCAACCUUACCGCUUCAAUUUUGACAGUUGAUUAGAUAUUCUCGAAGCUGUAUUCCCUAGUAUGCCACCUGAAUGUGAUAAGCAUGAUCAUCGAGUCAAUAAAAGUAUAUAACCAAUCAGGACUCGGAACUGCGCCGAGGUUGCACAAUCAAACGUUCACCCUUGAAGCUUAAGCUCCGAGUCAUUCGCCACAGAACACGAAAGUUAAACCAUAAUACACACCAACGGAAUAAGAUUCAAUCAGAUAUGGCUGUUUCUCCGUGUGGAAAUAUUGACAUUAAAUGACCAUCGCCGGCCACUGUCGUCUUUGGCCAUAGUAUUCAGUUAUUACGAAGGAGGUAAAUAUUUGGAUUGGAUCAACUGAUGGAGG